This is a messenger RNA of Medicago truncatula (barrel medic), 1555 nucleotides long. RefSeq lists its product as uncharacterized. NCBI's taxonomy places the organism in Eukaryota, Viridiplantae, Streptophyta, Magnoliopsida, Fabales, Fabaceae. The record is from RefSeq and is a predicted model, not a curated record. Bases 114 to 1211 code for a protein of 365 amino acids. The transcript has 6 exons.
UUUGUAUUUGGUCUAACAAACAGCUAGACUCCAUAGCCCUUCUUCCUAGAGUCAGUUGAUUUGAUAGCUGCAGCAGCAACUGACUGAUUUGAUCUUCAAAUUCAUUUCAACAGAUGGGAGAUAUUAAAAGCUAUCAUUUAUGUCUGGAUCCCUCUCUUUUGUUCCGCUCUCACUCACUUUCUCUCGCUACCCACCGGCCACGCACCACCAGUCACCACCUCCAAAGCACUGCUCGAGCACCCACCGCCGCGCCACCCAACAGCCGUUCCACACCACCGCUGGGAGAUAGUGUAGCCAACAGAGCUGAAGAGAUGCAGGAGGAGAACGUGGAUCAAAGUAGUUGUACUCUUUCCUUAAGUUCCACCCUUACUCAGUGUACAAGUUUAGGAACAGAUACAGUGCAGCAUAAAAAAAGAACCCGCGAUAGUGACUGUGAGAGUGACUGUGACAGCCGUUUUUAUUCUCCCACCAAUAUGCGGCAGCAGAAUGAAGAACAACUUUUUAAUGAGCUGUUCAAAGUUAGACGUGGACAUCCUACAUAUGGCAAAUACCGAAAUUGGUGUGAUAUUGCCUUAUGGGAGGAAAUUGUGAAAGAAUUGAGAAAGCAUGAUCCACGUAACAAUCCCACGAUAAGCGAUUUGUUGACAGUUGUUAUCAAAUAUUAUAAGGAGUAUAAAGAUGACCCUGACUUGUUGCAGCGGUCGAGUCAAUCUUUCAGGAUGAAUAUUCGUCAAGUGUUUGACCCCAUUCCUGACAUAUAUGGCUGUCUAACAUAUGAUGUCAUUGAAAGAGUGCACUGUAUAGUUAGGCCGCAAAGCAGUCUGAGUGGUGAAGCCAUAGAGUACCAAAAUAAUGUCCAUGCGUUGGAAUUCUUUAAGAACAAGGCGGGAAGGAUACUUCCCUCCACAUCAGAUAGAGGGGGAAUUAGAGAGUAUAAGAAGGAGAGGGGUUAUGGGGGGCUUCUAGCACUGCAAUAUGGCGAAGAUUUGACUGCUCUAGAAAUUGAUGAUGAAACGAAGGUUUGGUUUCUCACACAUUUUAAUUCAGACUCUGCUGAAUAUGAAUCUAUGGCAAAUUUCCCUCGUGAAUCAAGACUCAAUUGUCUUGUGAAACUUCUUCAACAAUAUCUUACACAAACAGAAAGUUCUAGCCACCAGUCCUCCAGUGCUAAGUCUUCUAGAAGAAGAAAAGAACCAAGGAUCAAUUCCUAGCUGUAUGGUAAGUUCAUGUGGACGAGCUGGACAGGCAAAUCAAUAUGAUGAAUGUGGGAAUCAGUGGGAAUGUUCUUCGCUGUUUGGCAGGCGCCCAUUUCUUCAUUUUAUUAUUGGUGGUGGUUUCAAUAGAUUGGUGAUGGCAAGAAGGCUUUGUGAAGGUUCUCACGUGAUGGUUGGUGCACCUGUGGCAUUAUGUUUUUAAUUUGCUGUUGUAAUUAAUUUCGGUUUGGAUAUUAUAUUCCAGCCAUGACUUGACUUUGGCAAUACAUUUAGGAGUAAUGGUGACUGGAACACCAAUAACCUUAGACUUGAUAAAGGAAUGAGAUUUCUUUCUUUUGAUA